UUUACAUUGUGUGCAUUGGACUUAACCCUUUUUAGACCACACACUCUAAUUUCAUUACCCCAGCACCAAUGACGUUAAAUCUGCAAAGGGUUAAUGGUUCAGUCAUACUGAAAAUGUGUUUGUCUUCCACCCUACUAAGUUUGUGCUGCUUAUGAAUAAUGCAUAAACAUUGCUUACAACAUAAUGUGAUUUCAAGAGAAAAUAAUGCUGAAAGCUGAAAAUAAUAUGAAGGCCUUGGUUUUGGGACCCAUUCUUGAUAUAGACAACUUUUGAACAAAAUCUGAGACGGUGCCAUAACAACCUAAUUUGAUCUGACACGGAAUGACCCAAACCGUAAAUCUGAGAUGACAAUAUUUUGCAUACAUCAAACCGAAGUUACUGCACUAAAAUACUCUUACCGUUCCAUUGUAGGUUCACAUUCUUUGUGGACAUUACAAACAUUUAUAAUAGGAGAGACACCAUUCCCACAAUACAGUUUUGUGGUGAAGGUCGAUGACGUUGAAAUUGGAUACCACGUUAUGACACACAACACGUCAACAAAUGUUUACAAAAUACCUGGAGCUUAUGAUGAAGAUUCACGAUACGGAAACAUAUAUCGUAGAAUCAUGCAAGACGAAUACAAGACUGUGAAAGAGAAAGCGCUAGCUUUAAACCGCCAUUUUAAUCAUUCAGAUGGAGUUCAUGUUCACCAAAGACAAGCAGGAUGUCAGGUGAUGGACAACGGGCAGGCGCUAACAUUAUCACAUGAUGCUUUUGAUGGGGAAAAGGGAGAAGAGUAUUCCUAUAAUGCCAAGACAAACACAGUGCAACCUAACCGGUACUGGCCAGCACUGUCACAGAAAAUGAAGCAUGAUGAAAUCUUCACCUUGUUCCAUGCAAGUGUUUCUCAUCACAUGUGUGUAGCCACAUUGAAAUACUUCCUAUCAACACUGAAGAACAUUGUGAUGAGGAAAGUGAAGCCCAGAGUCAGGAUCCUCCAGAAGACACUCCCAGACUCUGGAGGGGUCAAAGUGACCUGCCUGGCCACUGGUUUCUACCCCCGUCACAUAAACCUGACCCUGCUCAGAGACGGCCAGCCUGUGUCUGACCACCAGACCACUGGGGGGGAGCUGCUACCUAAUGGAGAUGAGACGUACCAGAUGAGGAAGAGCCUAGAGGUCAGUGCAGAGGAACUACAGCAUAACCACUACACCUGCACAGCUGAACACCUCAGCCUGGACAACAAGCUGGACUUUGGAUUGGAAUAUGAGCCAGGACUUGAUGUAGUUGCCAUAGUGUCCUCUGUACUGGUCUUUCUGCUGCUGAGUGGGAUCGGAGCCGCUGCUGGUUUCAUUAUAUGGAAAAGGAGGCACACAGGUGAAAACUACGGAGUAGAAAUGUACUGGUCAGCGCUGUCCACACGCGUAACUCCCCAACAUAAACGUAUCAACAAACAGUGUGUUGUGUUAGUGGCUGUGUGAGGUAUUGAUGUACAUUAGUUAUUGAUAUACAUUGAUUAUUGAUAUACAUAGUUCAAUUAUGUAGUUAUGUCUAAUAUAACCCUUUUGAUUG
This is a messenger RNA of Alosa alosa (allis shad), 1551 nucleotides long. Its product is annotated as major histocompatibility complex class I-related gene protein-like. The transcript is spliced from 5 exons. Lineage: Eukaryota; Metazoa; Chordata; Actinopteri; Clupeiformes; Clupeidae. Gene Ontology annotation, cellular component: external side of plasma membrane. The record is from RefSeq and is a predicted model, not a curated record. Gene Ontology annotation, biological process: immune response. The coding region runs from base 345 to 1460 and encodes 371 amino acids.